AUGACGUAUUUAGGUGUACUUCAAGCUUCUCGACCAAGGAUAGCAAGAAGAGGAUCCAAGGACAUCGAUGCGAUGCCGAUCAAAUUCUACCAUCGGGAUUACGCGAAUACGGAGCAGGAGGACGAACCAGCGCCGAUCGGUAGCUCGUACAAGACAGCUGAUAAGGCGACGUUGAGCUACUUGACGAACCACGAUCCGAAUCUACCGUACUCCAUCAAUACGGUCCAUCUGCAGAAUCCUUACAAGCCGCCGCUGCGAUUGGAAGGAUACGCGACGCGGGAGAAUUUCAAAGUCCGACCGGCCUCGUUCAAGAUCAUGUAUCGAUCGAGGGACUCGACGCUGAGAUCGCGAAACAGGAAGAACGCGAUAUCGAAACGGGACGUUGCAAUGGCGCAGCAGAAUUUCGAGCAGGAAGACGACAAGACCAUAAGGAAAAACGAGAGGCUUCAGCAGUGCCUGAAAAAUGGCAACAUCAAGAACGUCCUGAAACAGUACUGCACCAACACCAGCCUCCACGGGCUACGUUACGUCGGCGACACGAAUAUGACGAUCGUCGAAAGAGUUUUCUGGAUAAUAUCGUUCACUCUCGCGGUUCUGACCGCCGGGUAUUACAUAUGGUUCCUGUACCGGAAGUGGGUCUCCACACCGAUCAUCAUCUCGCUGAGCCCCGAAUCGGUGUCUUUGAACGAGGUACCGUUUCCCUCUGUCACCAUUUGCAACAUGAACAACGUGAAGAGGAGCGAGGCGGUGCGCAUAAACGCUGGAAAAGACGGCCGGAAGAAGCUAUUGUUGGAGGACAGAUGCAAUUUCGAGACGAACUUCACCGCGUACGAUCUCGAUGAGAGCGAAAUAACUUGGAACAGCAUGCUGCAUUUUAUGAUCAACGUAUCGCAAUCGUGCACAGAGAUGUUGCAUCUGUGCAAAUGGCACGGGAACGCAACCGACUGCGAGAAGAUAUUCAACCCUACGAUGACUGACGAGGGGAUAUGCUGUAACUUUAAUUCGGUCCAUAAAAAGUACCUGUUCUACAAUCCACUGGAUUGGUCCGACCUGAACAUCACGUUCCCGUUCAAUAGCAUCGACUGGAACCCCGAGACCGGUUACGACGAAAAUGUACUCGCGGAUUCCAUACCCUGGAGACCGUACGGUGCUGGACAGUUCUAUGGUCUGACGUUGGUCCUCGACACAGACAUUUCCGAAUAUUAUUGCUCGUCCAGCGCUAGCGUGGGUUUCAAGAUGCUGCUUCACAAUCCGGUCGAGACCCCGAAGAUCGCCGAAUUUGCGUUUACCGUGACCCCCGGCGAGGAGACCAGGAUAAUCGUGACGCCCCGUAUAUCGACCGCCAGCAAGUCGAUAAUCUCGGUUCCCCAGAGAAAGAGGAAGUGCUUCUUUACGUCUGAGCGAAAACUUCGUUACUAUAGAACCUACACGCAAAAGAACUGUGUGCUAGAGUGCGAGGCAAAUUUCACUCAAAAGAUCUGUAACUGCGUCCAAUAUUACAUGCCCAAGUCGUCGAACACACCGAUCUGUGAAAAGAAGGACGAUUUAUGCGCAACGAACGCACGUCGGGCAAUGGAGAUGAAACUUUACGACGAUGAGAGCGGCAUAACCUCUAUAAACGUCUCUGAAACACCGAGCUGUAACUGCUAUCCCGGUUGCUACGAGAUCAAUUAUAACGCUGAGGUAUCGCAGAGCAAACUGGUACCCACGUUCUCUAUUGCGAAUGACUUCGUGAAGAAGGACCGGAAUUAUUUCUCCGAAAAUAUGGCAGUGGUUCAUUUAUUCUUCGUCGAGUCUCAGUUCACUAAGUACGUGAAGAAUGAGCUCUUCGGAUUCACGGAAUUUCUCUCAAGCACGGGUGGUUUGUUGGGACUCUUCAUGGGCUUCAGUUUCCUUUCAUUGGUGGAAAUCUUCUAUUUUCUAACACUGCGAGUAUGGUGUCGCAUAUAUAAAAAUAGGGACGCCCCUCGUAACGUUCUACAAGUGCACCCAUUGGACCCGAGUCAUAAUGUCGUUUAUCCGUUCGUACAGUGACAUAUUCUAACUUUCUUUCGAGAUAGAUGUUUGUUCUUAAACGACGAAAUACUUUCAAUAUA
This is a messenger RNA of Dufourea novaeangliae, 2096 nucleotides long. RefSeq names its product pickpocket protein 28-like. Gene Ontology annotation, molecular function: ligand-gated sodium channel activity. Bases 1 to 2034 code for a protein of 677 amino acids. The record is from RefSeq and is a predicted model, not a curated record. Gene Ontology annotation, cellular component: membrane. The transcript is spliced from 13 exons. NCBI's taxonomy places the organism in Eukaryota, Metazoa, Arthropoda, Insecta, Hymenoptera, Halictidae. Gene Ontology annotation, biological process: sodium ion transmembrane transport.